Molecule: messenger RNA, 433 nt
Organism: Girardinichthys multiradiatus
Lineage: Eukaryota; Metazoa; Chordata; Actinopteri; Cyprinodontiformes; Goodeidae
Product: MICOS complex subunit Mic10-like
Exons: 4
Coding region: 47-274 (75 amino acids)
Cellular component (GO): mitochondrial inner membrane; MICOS complex; mitochondrion
Source: RefSeq, a predicted model, not a curated record
UGACGCUCUCGCGAUACUCUCGUGGUUCUCCGACUUAUCCGGAAACAUGGCAGACGAGCACGGGCGAAAAUGGGACCGCUGUCUUGCUGACACAGCCGUAAAAACAGUGACAGGCAUCAGUGUUGGCAUCGUGUUCUCCGUCCUCUUCUUUAAACGUCGAACGUGGCCUGUGUCAUUCGGGUCGGGCCUGGGGUUGGGAAUGGGAUACAGCAAUUGCCAGCAUGACUUCAGGUCACCAUAUCUGAUUCAUGGUCGUAUGGUUAAGGACCAGUAAUGAAACACUGAAGAAGACAAUGAGAAUCUCAUCUUUGUCAGUUGAUUUAUCAUACAGCUUGUCUCCUUCUUGGCACAAACAUCCAACGAUGCCCACAUGGUGUGUCUUGUAAUACAAUAAAUGUAUAUUUAAUAAACAUUAUUGCAUAAAUGCAUAAAA